AGCCUGCAGCAGGACUGGGUGGGCUGCAAGGUCUCUUCCAACCCCAGCCAGUCUGUGAUCUGUCUGUUCAGUACAGUGAGGCCAAACACUAGAGCUUCACUCUAGUGUUUGGCUGAUUAGACUGAUGUGUUUUUUCUUGGACAGAGACGAUGUUCCCCCCCCUCAGAGUAUGUUAUAUAAAAAUUGUAUUGAUGUGACCUUGGAACUUUACAAAUAUUCUUUGACUUUGCUUGGAAGGGCUGACCCUUCUCCCUGCUCCUGGCGUUUCCCGACAGCCGCGGGGCCGUGCGUAGCGUGGCAGGGAUGAGCGGAGCGCAGGGGCUCCAUGUGAGCGAGGGGUACCAUCUGUGGCUUCAGUGACUGGAAUCUCGCGAAAAUGCCAAUUAAGGCCCUCUCAAACGAUGCUGUGUGGGUGUAAGGAUGCCUUACAAGUUGCAGACGAGGCUGGUUCUUCCAUUUCCUUACUUAAUCACGUUUUUCUCUGAGUGCGGCACCCCGCCGUUUCACCGGCGCUCCCUUAAGCCAGCGCUAAGCCGACGGCAGGCCGCGCGGCCGCCUCAAGUCCCCUGCAACGCCCCGGCCGCUGGGCUCGGCGGGCCGCCCUUCGGAGCGCAGCCGCCACCUCCCCGCCCACCGCUCGGCCCCCCUGCGCCGCCCCGGGGCUCUUCGGCGGCGGCAGCGGUACCUCAGAACUGAGUUACCAAUAUAGUGACCAUACAGGAUGAAAAGAAAAGAAGUGCCCAUUUUUCAGAUGCCCAAGUUUGUUCUGUGAAACAGUGUUCUGCUGUGAAAAAUGAAAGAAUCUUUCUAGACACUGUUAAAGGUAGCUGAUAGACUGAGAAAAAUGCUUUGUUUGAGGCAAGUUCGCUUGUCUGCACUGAGACAUUACCAAGCCCGAACUCUGAGCAGCGAUCUGCUGCUGAGCCAGAUAAAUAACUGUACCCAUGAAGAUGAAGUGUUCAGCCUUGUUGGCAAGAACAAGGCCAGGCUUUCUGAAAAGCAUGUGGGAAUUGCAUUGAAUGUGUUAUGGCAGUUGCAGAAGAAGAAGCCACUUCUCUUAAGGACUAUUGACUAUGUAAGAAAUCACUCCCAGUUUCUAACUCUUUGCUUUUUAGCAGAAAACAAAGUAGAACACAUGGAUAAUGAGGCAAUAGUGGACACUCUGUAUAGUAUACUGAGGCUCAGUGUGGAAAGCCAUGAUUCCUUGGCAGGAGUGCUCGUUACAGAAGCAUGGAAAAGAUUAGAAAGCCUUAGUUUACCAGCUUUGUCUAAAUUUGCACUGUGUUUACACAAGCAGCGCAGACAUUUUAGUCCCCUAACUGGCAAAAUAGCACAUCUUGUGGACAUGAAACUGGAUUCUGUACAGGAUAUAAGGAUCUUGUCAGUUUUGAUGAUCAGUAUAUCUGGUGUCAUCUCACGGAGUUUUCAGGACCGAUUACUACAGAAGGUGGAACAACUAUUGGGAGAAGAAGUCCACUUCAACUACGCCAAAAGAAUUGUACAGUUUCUUCAACUUAGUAAACUGACAUAUCCUUCUUUGCUAGAAAAAUGCAACAAGAUUUUCUUAAAAAGCGCCUCUCAUCUUGAUUUAGACAAUAUUAGUCUUAUUUUUGGACUGUAUGAGCAGCUGGGUUUUGACAAUGCGGAGUUCUGCUUGACUGCUAAACAGCUGCUGUCUGAAUCAAUAGAUGAUUACCAUGAUCCUGAAGCCUUUGCAAAAUUAUUUUUUGUUCUUGGGCCUAUGGCUGGGUCCAAGGUAAGAGAAAGGUUGCUAACAACUGCAGCACUCAUCGCAGAAGGAUUUAGCAGUCAUCAAGCAUUAGUGAUACUGAAGACAAUGCAGAAAAUGAAAUGUAGACAUUCUCACCUGCUUGAAAAAAUGGUUUCUGUUCUGCACAGACACUUGGAUAGCUAUCAUGUAUUGCAGUUGGUAAAGUUAACACAGUGCUUGGUGUUGUUGCGUUGCCAUGAUCAGGAGUUGUUUGCCAAGCUGAAAAUGUUGUUAUUAGGUUUUCUAAAAUCUAGUGUCAUACCUGCUGAUACUGCUGCAAUAAUUCGCACACUGGCCAUGCUUCCAUCCUCUCAAAUGGAGGAAAUCAUUAUAAACAAAGCAACAGCAGUUCUACCUCAAUGCAGGCUCCAGAACCUCAGUUGCAUUGCUACAGCUCUUGUCAAAUGGAAUCAUUAUGACAAGUUACAAUGGCAAAACACUUCUGAGCUACAUGUAAAGCUUCUGCAAAAACUAAAUGACUGUGGAUUUCAGAGACUUCAGAAAGCCAGGAACUUAAAUCUCCUGUUGGAAGAACUCACACAUGUGAAUGGAGAGUGGUUGCAGGAAGUCAUCAGUGAGGAGACUGUGGCUGCAUGUCGACGUUUGAUAGAUCAAGUAACAAGGGCAAAUGUGUUACAGUUGUCUUUUUUUCUCAUAAAAACAAACCAUCGCUGUCCUUUGUUACUUAACAGAAUAGCAUCUGUGACUGUUCAAAAUAUAAACAAGAUCCACCCACUGGAAAUGUAUUUCAUUCUCUAUCUUUUCUCUGUUCUGAACUAUGAUCCUCCUGCCAAUGAAGAGUUCUUUCAAAGUUGUAUCCAACAUCUGACUUCUAACUUGAGUUGUUUUGAAACUCAUCACUUGGUGCUGCUGGGUUACAUUUUGGCAGUAGCUGGAUAUUUUCCUCCAGCUCUCAUAAAGACAGUAUUUGAUGUUUCUUUCCUAAGCAGAUUGGAUGCUCAUCUUGAAGUCCUGUCUGAUACCUUAAGGCAGAAGGUCCGCUCACGGCUUAUGAAACUGAACAGAGCAGUCUGUCUGGAAUGUCCAGAGUUUCACAUCCCUUGGUUUCAUGAGCACUAUUUCCAGCGUGUCUCGUGUAAAGGCAUUAGCCGAAUAAAUCCACUGCGACAGCAUGUUCACAGAAUGCUGGCAGAGAUCUUAGGAGGGAGCCAUUAUGCAAGAGUAUCUGUUCUCACACCAUACUACUAUGAAAUAGAUUUUGAAUGCAUUCUGGAUAAAAAUAAAAAGCCUCUUUCUUACGUGGCUCAGAAUAUACUUCUGGAUGAUUUGAGGGGAAUACACCUGAGACAUGACAUCAAGGAUGAAGACAGAAAGGCAUUGCCACAAGGGGCUCAGAGAAUUGCUUUGGAAUUUCUUGAUUCAAAAGCUUUUAGUAAAGAUUCACGCCACCUGAAAGGAGAACCUGCAGUGAAAAAACGACACCUGGAAAUACUGGGGUACCGGGUCAUUCAGAUUCCUCACUUUGAAUGGAAUUCUAUGGUUCUGUCCACAAAACCUGAGCAGCUUGAGUAUCUGAGAAAACGUCUGUAUGAAGCUCAGUGAUACCAAAAAUGUAAUUACAAGUA
Messenger RNA from Phasianus colchicus (ring-necked pheasant), 3357 nucleotides. It is a transcript of the gene FASTKD1, whose product is annotated as FASTK mitochondrial RNA regulator 1. Gene Ontology annotation, molecular function: RNA binding. Gene Ontology annotation, cellular component: mitochondrial matrix; ribonucleoprotein granule. Lineage: Eukaryota; Metazoa; Chordata; Aves; Galliformes; Phasianidae. The record is from RefSeq and is a predicted model, not a curated record. Gene Ontology annotation, biological process: mitochondrial RNA processing; regulation of mitochondrial mRNA stability.